This is a messenger RNA of Psylliodes chrysocephalus, 910 nucleotides long. NCBI's taxonomy places the organism in Eukaryota, Metazoa, Arthropoda, Insecta, Coleoptera, Chrysomelidae. The record is from the annotation of a GenBank genome assembly.
GUUUGCGGUUCUGUUACUGUUUCUCCAAUUUAUCUAUGGCGAUACCUACUGUGCAGUGGUCCGUUAUGGCAUGGCAUUGUAAAAGAAAGUAAACAAAGCAUUAAAUAAAGAAUUAAUUAACAAUCCCUGAAAUCGAAAAUCAUUUAUUAGUCUCUGUUAACGAACAAUACAUUACGUUGGAAGACACAUGGAAGGUUUUGAUGCCAUAUAUUAUGAGGAAGAAAUAGAAAAUGAGGAAAAUACACCAGCCGACGUAUCGUUGGUUCCUGAUCCCGUGGUAAUUAGGGGUGCUGGUAAUAUGACUGUCUUUGGUUUAAGCAAUAGAUUCAAUACGGAAUUUCCUAGUGGAUUGGUAUCAAGAGUGGCUCCAGAGGAAUUUAAAGAAACUGUAAUGAGAAUAAAUGGCAUUCUUAAAAAAACACUUCCAAUUAAUGUUAAGUGGCUAUUUUGCGGAUGUCUUUGCUGUUGUUGCACUCUUGGUUGUUCUUUGUGGCCCGUAAUCUGUCUUAGCAAGAGAACACAGCAUUCUUUGAACAAACUGUUGGAAUGGGAGAACAGUUAUUUAUAUAACAAGUUAGGACUGCAUUGGAGGUUAAGCAAACAGCAUUGUGACUCAUCUUCAAUGAUGGAAUAUGUAAUACUUAUAGAAUAUUUACCGAAAAUACCUAUAUACAGACCAGAUUAACAAAAUCUCCUCUUAUACUCUUCAGAGAUCAAUUAUUGUAUAUAUUUUCAGAUUAUUUUUGAAUUAAGUUAUUUAAUACCUAGUUAGGCUUGUAAAUAAAUCGAUAUAUUUGUGAUAAUAGGCUUAUUGUGAAUUUAAACUACAUUAUGUUUUAGUGAUUAUAAUCUUUUAAUUAAGAGUACAAAUUUACGAAUGUGUUGUAUUUUUUAAUUAAUUUGGUUGAUA